Messenger RNA from Saccostrea cuccullata (small rock oyster), 385 nucleotides. Its product is annotated as C-type lectin domain family 7 member A-like. NCBI's taxonomy places the organism in Eukaryota, Metazoa, Mollusca, Bivalvia, Ostreida, Ostreidae. The annotation marks the transcript as partial. The transcript has 3 exons. Gene Ontology annotation, molecular function: signaling receptor activity. The record is from RefSeq and is a predicted model, not a curated record.
AUGUAUCCUUCUAGUGUAUUCACUAUAAUUGUAGCAGUGUAUGAUCCUGUUAGGCCAGCAACAACAAUGAACAAACAGACUCUCACUACUACAGCAGUGUAUGAUCCUGUUUGUGGCCCUAAUUGGGAGCUAGAACAGAGAUCUCAGGUGUGUUACCUGUUCUACCUUCACCCAGCCACCUGGUCAUCUGCCAGAAGUUUCUGUCGGUCAAUCGGAGGGGAGUUACUCAGCAUAAACAACCUGAGGGAAUAUUACUACAUAUUAGGAAGACUGACAGGGAUGAGGAAUUCUGGGAGCUUUUGGAUUGGUGGAUAUGAUGAGAGUGACAAGGGUGGGUGGGCGUGGUCAGAUGGCUCUCCGUUUAGUUUCUUUAAUUUCAGACGAG